Molecule: messenger RNA, 1383 nt
Organism: Rotaria sordida
Lineage: Eukaryota; Metazoa; Rotifera; Eurotatoria; Philodinida; Philodinidae
Source: the annotation of a GenBank genome assembly
AUGGAACUAUUGCAAUAUCUUGCUUUUCCUACACAGAUGAGCGUCGAUAUUGUACCUAUACGUGAUAUGCCAUUUGCAGCUGUGACUGUAUGUAACGCCAAUCCAUAUAGGAAAGAUCGAAUGGACGUAGCGGUAGAAGCUUAUGCCGAUGAGAUGCAUAUCAAUCUCAAUGAAUCGACUCCUGAAUCAUUAGCUUUUCCCAUGCUCGUUAGUAUGUUCAAUCGAAACAAGUCUGAUGAAUUCGAAAAACUUGGAUUUCAACUAUCGGACAUGUUACUUACAUGCUCGUAUAACGGUAUUAACUGUGCAUCGAAAUUCGUUCAUUCACUAUCAGCUGUCUAUGGUAAUUGUUUUACAUUUAAUUGGAACAUAUCUACGAAUAAAGUAUAUACCUUAGCUGAUCUUGGUUCGACAUUGAUACUACGCGAAGGCUUAUCAAUGACUUUUUACAUACCGAGUCAUCUUAGUUUUCCAUGGAUGUUUUUCGAGGAUGGUCUUAUUUUAUUCUUACAUGACAACAAUGAACUUCCAUACUUGGCUAAAAACAGUAUACGAUUACGACCUGGUCUCGCUCAUACAAUAACAUAUCGAAAAAGUCAAACAUUUUUUCUUCCUAAACCUUAUACAAAUUGUACAACUGUAGUUGGAGAUAAUUUGCGUCAUAUCUAUGAGGUUAUCUACGAUCCGUAUUUGGCUCAUCAAGUGGCCUAUUCCGAAGCUUUAUGCUACGAAUUAUGUGAACAAGCUUACAUUUUCUCACGAUGUUUUUGCAUUUUACCUAUUCCAUUUCUUAUGCGACAUGUCUUCUCAUUAGAUGAUAAUGGACUUCACUUUACCAAUACUUGUAUGCCGAAUACGACUGAAGAAGAAUGUGCAUUGACUGCACGGCAAAAAAUAGCUGAAAAUGCAUCUCUUAUGGCUAUUUGGUGUUCUCGAUGUGCUCCACAAUGUAAACAUACACAAUUUUCGAUCGAUGUUAGUGCAUUACUGGCACCAACUACUCAUCAAAAAGCAUCUUUGAAAAAGAUUUUACUAGAAAAUAAUUUAAAUCUAUCCUUGCCGAAUGACUUUGCUACGAAUUAUGAUGCUUAUAUGGAUGCCAAUUAUUUACGAGUGACUGUAACAUGUGCUAGUCCAUAUGUGACAAUAAAUAAACAAAAAGCUAAACUAACGUUCGUUGAUACAUUUUCAGCUAUUGGAGGACAAACUGGAUUGUGGAUUGGUCUUAGUACAUUAAGUUUAAUGGAAUUUUGUGAGCUGAUCUAUCGAUUAAUAAUGAAACAAAUUACACUAUGCCGAUAUCGACGAAAUACUCGCACUGAAGUGCAAAUAAUAUCAUCGACGGCGAGCACAACUGAGAAUUUACCAAAUCAAUCACAAUAA